AUGUCUGAUUAUCUGUUAAAAUAUGGUUAUAUAUCAGUAAAUACCAGAAGUCUUGAGGGAAUUAAGAGAGGCAUCAAAAACUUUCAGAUGUUUUUUGGACUCUUAGUGACGGGAGAAUUAGACGACAAGACCAAAGAGAUGAUGAGCGCCAAGAGAUGUGGUAACAAAGAUCCGGUCCAUAAAAUUAAAGUCAAGACUCGAGGAAUGGGACCCGAAGGAGGAAUGAUGGACUGCAAAGGCGAUUAUUCACUUGAGGGCAGCAAAUGGACAAACUAUAAGCUCAUGUAUAAGAUUAAAGAGUGGUCGCAGAAG
Molecule: messenger RNA, 312 nt
Organism: Medioppia subpectinata
Lineage: Eukaryota; Metazoa; Arthropoda; Arachnida; Sarcoptiformes; Oppiidae
Source: the annotation of a GenBank genome assembly